UUCGCACGGUUCCUCCCUAUUUUCCCUUCUCCCCUCUCGACGCUAUAGAAAAGGUUCCUCUCUUUCUUUAUCCCCCAUCCCUUGAUUUAAAGACCUCUCCUUGCCCCUCUGGAAGCGCCCGAUCGCUUUCUAUCAAAACCCUAAUUCCUCUCUUCGCGAUCUUCGUCGCAUCUCCUCGCUCUCGAUCUCCGGAAUCGGAGGAGGGUUUUGGGGAAAUUCGUCGAUUCGACGGGGGUUAUGAGUUUUGCUUUCUUGAUUUGAAUUCUUGAGGUUUUCUUGUGGAUUGGUUGAGGGUUAGGGUUUGGGAAAAGAUCCAUGGCGGCGGAGGGGGAGGAGGUGGAGUACGAGAGCGAUCCCGAGGAUGCGCCGCUGCCUUCGAUGAGGCGGAGGGAGGCUAGUGACGACGAGGACGGGGACAGGUCGGACGGGGGAGGCAAGCCGGCGAGAAGGGAUCCAAGGCUGGGGAUUGGAUCUGAUGGCGAGUCGGACGGUCAGGGCGGAGCCCAUGUGUACGAAGAUGAUGAGGAAUUCGGGGUGGAGGAAGAUGUGGAGGAAUUUGAGGCGGAGGAAGAAGUGGAGGAAGAACUCGUAGAGGAAGUAGUGGAACUUGAAGAGUCGACUGGUGAAGAGGCAGGGCAUCAUAGUUCUGCAGGGAAGGCUGAAAGCCCUGGCGAGGGGCAUCCUCCAGCGGAGCCCGCUGGAGAUGGCCGGAGAUCUGGUGGGGAACCAGUGGAAUAUCGGGGCAAGAAUCAAGUAGAAGAGGAGAAGAAGGAGAACGAGCCGUACGCUGUGCCGACUGCCGGGGCUUUCUACAUGCAUGAUGAUCGGUUUCAGGAAAAUGGCCGAGGUCGCCACAGGCGUAUGUUUGGUGGGCGGAAAUUGUGGGACCCUAAAGAUGAUCAUGCCUGGGUGCAUGACAGGUUUGAAGAGAUGAAUUUGAAAGAUACACAUUAUGAUGAGGAGAGGAGAAGAUCCAAAGGUCGAUUUAGAGGCCGUGGCGGCGGCAAAAGCCGGGGUAGCGAUCGUGGUUAUGCUAGGGGUAGCAGAUCUCGUGCUUACUAUGAUGAUGGUGGCAACCAAAGCCGUGCUCCAAAGUCUGUGAGAGGGAGAGGGCCAAGGCGCUAUGAACCUAUCCCCAAAAGCAACAGUGGGCCUCCUGCAACUCAAAACAAGCAAUCUGUCAAACCUCAAGAACCAACACCAAAUGUUAAUGCAGGGAGAUCCCCAUUUCAAACUUCAAGUGUGCAACCAGAACAAGUAGUUUCUAGGAAGCAAGUUUUUGCUUCUAGUUUAAGUUCUGCUUCUCCUCCAUUUUACCCUUCUGGGUCAUCCAAUCAAGAAGUCUCCAUGAUUCAGAAAGGCAAUGCACAAACUGGAAGUGCCAAUAAGACACUGUCAUCUUCGACGCCGAUGGAGGAUAAUUUUCCACCUUCACAAUCUGGAUCGUUGUUGAGAGGAAAAAUGGUUGUUGAUUCGGUUGCUCAUGAUAGGUUAUAUGUUGAUGAUUCUCUCCGACAAGUUGCUGGAAAAACCAUGGCUAUUUCUCCAUUGCAGUCAUCUGGAUUUUCCUUAUCAUCGACCACUUCUGGUCAAUCUUCUAAUUCCAGAGUUCAGGGGAGGGGUUUAAGCAUUAGUGGACUGCCAAAUAGUCAAUCCACUGUGUCACAUAAUCAAGCUGCAAGAAUUCCUGCUCAAACCCAGCCCCCAAUAGCUCAACAGAGACCAGCUCAAACUCCAAAUCAACCUGCAUUACGAAUUUCCACUCAGCAGUUGGGUCAGCGGCCUGGCGGUGGAAAUCAAGUUUCAUCUCCACCUCAACCUCAAUCGGCAAAUUCAUCUGAGAUUGGAGAGACUGAUUCACCUCCAGGCUCAAGUAAAUCCAAGACAGCAUUGGUUGGAAAGGGGAAAACUAGUAUUCAAGGAGCUGGAAGGGGCGCUUUUCUCUACAGUGGAGCUCAAGUUAUUGGAGCAACUGGGGCUAUGGGCCUUGCCCAUGGUGACCAGAGCUUUCCUGGUACUCCAGCACUGUUGCCAGUUAUGCAGUUUGGGGGUCAACAUCCUGGUGGUCUUGGGGUUCCUACUGUUGGUAUGGCUCUGCCAGGAUACGUGGCUCAACCACAGCUUGGUUUUGGGAAUUCUGAAAUGACUUGGGUGCCGGUAUUAGCUGGUGCUGCCGGGGCUUUGGGGGCAUCAUAUUGCUCACCCUAUAUAGCACUUGAUGGUAGUUAUUAUGCCCGUCCUUCAGGACAGAUGUCUUCAUCAGUUGCUUCCAGGGAAACUAGUACAGCUAAACCUGCUAAUUCCUGGAAACCUCCAGAGAGACCUGAGAUAGUGAAUGACGAAUUUGGGCAACGCCAGAACAAGCCUCGUAGCAGAUAUUCAGAGAUGAACUUUGGCCAGUGAAAUACAUACUUAAGAUUGAGUGUGUUUGAAUAAGCAGCUUAAGACCCGUUUCCUAGCCCUCUGUGAUCUUCAGCUUCUUAUCUGGAGCACGUUGGGUUGCCUGGUGUCCCUUGAAAUGCUAGCUAUGUAACGCCUGUUCUUGCUGUAAUCGUGCGAGAAGACCAUUAUGCAGCAGGGCGGGUGGCAUUCUCUUGUUUGAACUGUGGUAUUGUUUAGUUGUUGAUAGAAGCUUGUGAGAAUGGUGGCAAGCUUCUGUUAGGAGUGAAGUGUUGAGAAAUAAAUUGCAGUGGUGGUUAGUUUUACUUUCAUUUCUAGUUUGUCUUGCUGUGGAGUCUUGUUGGGUAGAAUUGCUCGUCCUAUGAGCUAAUGCACCUUGUUAAUCUGCUGUAUACCUUUUUUCAAGUUAAUAUGACUGGUGUUUAUGUUAUAUAGUGCUCUAUCUGAAUUCUCCUAAUUAGUUGCUGGAGGCCAGCUUGA
Messenger RNA from Phoenix dactylifera (date palm), 2880 nucleotides. Its product is annotated as protein MLN51 homolog. The record is from RefSeq and is a predicted model, not a curated record. Gene Ontology annotation, cellular component: exon-exon junction complex. Gene Ontology annotation, molecular function: mRNA binding. Lineage: Eukaryota; Viridiplantae; Streptophyta; Magnoliopsida; Arecales; Arecaceae. Gene Ontology annotation, biological process: mRNA processing.